This is a messenger RNA of Mugil cephalus (flathead mullet), 1536 nucleotides long. It is a transcript of the gene pnp5a, whose product is annotated as purine nucleoside phosphorylase 5a. The transcript has 6 exons. The coding region runs from base 219 to 1100 and encodes 293 amino acids. Lineage: Eukaryota; Metazoa; Chordata; Actinopteri; Mugiliformes; Mugilidae. The record is from RefSeq and is a predicted model, not a curated record. Gene Ontology annotation, biological process: nucleoside metabolic process. Gene Ontology annotation, cellular component: cytoplasm. Gene Ontology annotation, molecular function: purine-nucleoside phosphorylase activity.
CUCAGACACAGACACGAGUGAGAAGAACAGAAGGCUUUUACCGGACUCAGCACACGAGCUCUGAAGAAGAAAAAAUAAAUACAUUUUUUUACGUCCUAAGACUUAUUUUUAAGUCACCUUUCUUUUCCUCUACUUUGGAACUUAAACAGCUUGAAGCGAGCAGUCACACAUAUUUUUUUUUUCUUUCACCUCAUCACACUUCAUUUAAUUUUUUCGCAAUGUUUCCAGAGGCGAACAAAGGCUUCACCUAUGAGGACUGCAAGGCCACUGCCGAUUGGCUGCUGGCCCAGACAGACGUCCGACCCACGGUGGGCAUUGUGUGCGGCUCAGGCCUCGGGGGUCUUGCUGACAUGUUGAAGGACCAAGUGGCCUUCAACUACAAGGACAUCCCCAACUUUCCACAGAGCACCGUGCACGGACACGCAGGACGGCUGGUGUUCGGCACCCUGAAGGGAAGACCCUGUGUUUGCAUGCAGGGACGCUUCCACCUGUACGAGGGCUACCCGAUCCAGAAGAUCACGUUGCCUAUUCGCAUCUUCAAGCUGAUCGGUGUUGAGACGGUCAUGCUGACCAAUGCGGCCGGAGGCCUCAACCAGGACUUUAAAGUUGGAGACAUCAUGAUCAUCAAAGACCACCUCAACAUGCCCGGAUUCGCUGGGAACAAUCCUUUGGCUGGACCCAAUGACGAGAGAUUUGGCGUGCGUUUCCCGUGCAUGUCCGACGCCUACGACAGGGAGCUGCAGCAGCUGGCCAUGGACGUAGGGCUGGAGCUCGGCUACGGAGAUUUCCUGAAGGAGGGCGUCUACUGCGUGCUGGGCGGGCCGUCAUUCGAGACAAUUGCGGAGUGCCGCAUGCUACACAAGCUGGGCGCAGAUGCUGUCGGCAUGAGCACCGUCUACGAGGUGAUCGUCGCGCGUCACUGCGGCAUGCGCGUCUUCGCCCUCUCGCUGAUCACCAACCAGGCUGUGAUGGACUACGACAGCGAAGAGAAGGCCAAUCACGAGGAGGUCCUCCAGAUAGGCAAGCAGCGAGCGGAGCAGCUGGAGCGGCUGGUCUCCACCUUGGUGACCAAGAUCGAGCACAACAACAACUACGUCUGAGAAGCUUUGCAGGACAACCCAAGGACGCUUCACGUGGCCGCGGCUCACAUCUACUGCUAUUGUGCCAAAAGACAAUCCCACUCAAGUUUAGGAUUUAGGUGUUCUUAGUCAGAGGUCAGAAGAUGAUGUAAGUAGAAUGAAAGAUUGAUGUCACCGUGCCGUACAUUCCUCUGCUGAGUGGCUCCUGAAGAAGAAGUAGUCACCUCUCAGUGUUUUUUGUAUCGUUUUAAACAAGGCGUAUUUGUUCUAACUUAAAGUAUAUGAUCGACUUGUGUGAAUGUCUGCGAUUUAACUUAACAAUGAGAAACGAAUCUGCUGUAAAGAUCUUAACACUAAGGUAUUGUUGAAACGUGUAUAUUCGUGGAUUUAAGAUAUUGUACUGUGCAUGUUUUUUAAUAUGACUUGUUACUAAAUAAACUAUUUAUUACUAUGUAAA